This is a messenger RNA of Monopterus albus (swamp eel), 7172 nucleotides long. It is a transcript of the gene kcnk9, whose product is annotated as potassium channel, subfamily K, member 9. The record is from RefSeq and is a predicted model, not a curated record. Gene Ontology annotation, biological process: potassium ion transmembrane transport; stabilization of membrane potential. Gene Ontology annotation, molecular function: potassium ion leak channel activity; outward rectifier potassium channel activity. Bases 965 to 2431 code for a protein of 488 amino acids. NCBI's taxonomy places the organism in Eukaryota, Metazoa, Chordata, Actinopteri, Synbranchiformes, Synbranchidae. The transcript is spliced from 2 exons. Gene Ontology annotation, cellular component: plasma membrane.
CGAGCAAGAACUCGGAUGAAUCGUGACACUUGGAAGAAGAAGAAGAAGAAGCAGCAGAAGAAAGCACACACACACACACACACACACACAGAGGCAGCAGGAGCAACGCCCACCGAUUAGAGUCUGGAGUGUGUGGUGCCUUCAAAAUAAUAGCAGUUCGUGACACGGAUGGUUAACUCAGAGGCCCCCAUACCGCGAGGGGAAAGCACGUGUACUCUUUUUUCCAGCUCAACUGAUCAGCAGACAGCUCAGGAGAGGGGCUGUGGAGCGCGCCUGGAUGUGCGCAUCGGAGCAUGAAUGCCACUGCGGCCCCGGAGCGCGCUGUAGCCUUCUAUGAAUGUUGUUUGUUCCAGCACUAAAGUGUGUUCUCUCUCCUCUGGUCGAGCCUCUAAACUGUCGAAAAAGAUGCGCACGGGAAGAAACUCUUCUCUGUGAUGGAACCUGUUGUUGACAAUCAUUUGGUGCGUGCGUGGGAUAUUUUUAUUCUUGUAACAAGUGGUGAGUUGAUCCAGGAAUAAAGCAACUCAAAAAGGACACAGGGCUGUGAAAAUGUCUGAUGUUCUAAUCUGCGCAUUGUGUGAGUAACAUUUUCCAACUUGGUCUUCCUCUUCAGUACUCUGUGACCCUUCCGUCUUAUCGACGACUCAGCAGAUUUCUGACGAGAUGUCCGCUGUUUGCCAGAGAGAUUUAAGGAUUUCACGCCAGUAAACUGGUUCGUCUGUUCUGUUUAUGGAGAAUGGCUUAAAAUAGCCCGAAGGCUGACGAGGUUACUACGAAUAUGCUGGUGGUUAUCUGAAACUUUGAGAGGUGGGAAAAUGCUCAGUUAAAGGGCAUUUAAAUUCACAUCACAAAGUAAGUGGAGCACCACAGGAAGGAGAGAAAAACGGUUCUGCUUUCAUUUAUAUCAGUAUAGUUCAGCUGGGGAGAACUGAGACCAACAGGCGAAUUUGGAAGCAGCUUGUUGAUGGCACUGCGCACCGGGAGGACUUGGUUUGGGCAGGUCUUGCGCAGGGUCUCUCGGCUGCAGGGCUCCUGGUCCAGACGAUCGAGCAGUCUCUUGUGUCUCUCCGCGAACCAGGAGCAGGAUCUGGGGGUCUGUCACCGGGAUCAUCACAAGGCGGGGGAUUUCAACCACUGCCACCGUCACCGGAGCGCACCUUUCUGUGCCUCCGCCUCCAGCCGCUGUCCACACGGCUUUCCCCACGCUUGCAGCGCCUUCCUGGGGAAUCCGAGGGGACAUGAGCCCCUCGGUCGCCGUUUCCUGUUGGCCAUGAAGCGGCAAAACGUGCGGACCUUGUCCCUGAUCAUUUGCACGUUUACAUACCUGCUCGUCGGGGCCGCCGUGUUUGACGCCCUGGAGUCCGACUUCGAGAUGCGGGAAAAAGAGUACCUGGAAGCCGAGGAGAAGCGUCUCCAGGGGAAGUAUAACAUCAGCGAGGAUGAUUACCGCAAACUGGAAACCAUCAUCAUGGAGGCAGAGCCCCACAGAGCCGGGGUGCAAUGGAAAUUUGCAGGGUCAUUUUACUUUGCCAUCACGGUUAUUACCACCAUAGGUUAUGGGCAUGCAGCACCUGGGACUGAUGCAGGGAAGGCCUUCUGCAUGUUUUAUGCUGUUCUCGGAAUCCCUUUGACUCUUGUCAUGUUCCAAAGUCUGGGCGAGAGGAUGAACACUUUUGUCAAGUACCUCUUGAAGCGUAUCAAGAAGUGCUGUGGCAUGAGCAUCACUGACGUGUCCAUGGAGAACAUGGUGACCGUUGGCUUCUUCUCCUGCAUCGGCACACUGUGCAUUGGGGCCGCCGCCUUCUCCCAUUAUGAGGACUGGAGCUUUUUCCAGUCCUACUACUACUGCUUCAUAACAUUAACAACUAUAGGCUUUGGGGACUUUGUAGCCCUCCAAAAGAACCGGGCCCUUCAGAAGAAGCCCCUGUAUGUGGCCUUUAGCUUUAUGUAUAUCCUGGUGGGCCUGACGGUCAUCGGGGCCUUCCUCAACCUGGUGGUACUCCGUUUCCUUACUAUGAACAGUGAGGAUGAGCGGCGGGACGCAGAAGAACGGGCCUCGCUCGCCGGAAACCGGAACAGCAUGAUCAUCCACAUCCAGGAUGAGUCGCUGCAGCACAGCCGGCAGCGACACGAGGCGUACCGAGCAGAGGUGACUGAUUUGCAGACAGUCUGCUCCUGUAUGCACUACCACUCGCGUGACUUCGGCAGCUCUGGGGGAGGGAUGGGAGGCUGUGCCUUCUCUCAUCAGAACUCAUUCAGUUCGCAGCUGAAUCCCAAUCAGUACUUUCACUCAGUUUCCUACAGGAUUGAGGAAAUCUCACCCAGCACCUUGAAAAACAGCUUCUUCCCUUCACCCAUCAGCUCGGUGUCUCCGGGCCUUCACAGUUUCACAGACAGUCACCAGCUUAUGAGGAGAAGGAAAUCUAUCUAAACCGUAACACACAGGACAAAUGAGUAUCCACGUUUUAUACACAAGGUCAAACAUUUCCAGUGCUGCUCCUUAGAAAUCUUAUUUAAGCACUUUUUUCCUCGUUUGGUUGUAUGUAAUAUAAAAAGUAUUCUGGGGAACAGAGGAAGAACACUGUGCAGAGCAGCAUGCGUGGACACUAUGGGAUGAAGAGCAUGAAGCAUGGAUGUCUAUUUUUUCAAAAGAUUGCUUCAUUUAAAACACUAAACUAACUACAAGACCUUCCUUACAGAUUUACAGUUCAAAAUUGAUAUAUUACCUUUGGUUACAUACCAAAUAAUGCACACUUACGGAAAUGUUAUUUUUCAAAAGGGAGUAUACUUGUUAAACCUCAACUUGGGGAAACUUUUACGGUACCGUUAUGUGCUAUUUCAUUGCCUCACUGCAGAAUUUAAAAUGACUUAAUCAUCAGGUAUUGUUUUCAGAAAGCAAUCAUUUAUUCCAAUGGUUUCAUCACACACAAAGCCAAAAUGUUAUCACCAAUAUUAGCAUGUGCAUUAGAUGUCGUUUAAUGAAUGUGCCAUGGUUUUGUGACCUUGUUUAGCCUGUUUAGCCAUAUGACGGGUGUCUGUUUGUUUUGGAUUCAAAGGAUCAUGCUGCUGUUAUUGCUAUUCCCCACUGAUCUAGAACUCAGAUAUGAUUACAAAGGCUUUAAUUUCUCCUGGAGUCUUUUUUACAAUGGAUUGUUCAGACUGACCUAAAGGAAAAUCCAGCCUUCUGAACAGCACUGUUAAUAUGCCAACUCUUUAAUUUGUAUUAUUAGCUGGAUGCAUGUUUUUCUCCCACUGAUAUAUGGAAUCAAUUCAGCUCAAGUGCACUGGCUCCUCUUCACACAGACUGGUUUACACUAAUAUUCAGUAAUCAUACAGCGAUCACUCCACUGUUAAAGUGGAAGAGAGACCAGCUUCUUUAUUUAUAGUCACCUUAACAGACCAGAAUGCAGCCAUAGGUAUGUCACAAAGAGGUAACUGGGUGAUUUAAUAUUGCUUAUAAUUGGGAAUGCACAGGAGAUCUGCUAAUAAAAAAGUCAAAACUGAUGCAGUAGAGGCUGACAUACCUGACUCUGGAUCCUACAAUUCCCAUGAUGCAAGUCACCUUGGGUUUUUAAUGCAGGAUUUGCAUUAAAAUCUAAUCCAAUUAAUUAAAUUCUAAAUUUAAAGCUCAUACUGACAAACUGAAUACCUGUUUUCACAGGCUGAGUAGUAGGUUAUCCCUCACGAUGUAUAGCCAUAAACUGAAGCAUUAUGGGAAAUACUGUCCAGGACUAUUGUGUCUGAGCUGAUGAGUCAGGCUGAGGAAUGUGAAUUUACAGGUACUUGGAAAAUUAUCAAAUGACUCUGAUGUCACUUCAGUGUCAUCACAGACUGAUGACAUAUCCAGUAGCAGUGAAAGAGGAUCUGAAGAUGGAUUCUUCCUUUAACCUACAGCUACUAAAGUGAAAUUAAAUGACUCCAGAUGAAUCUAUUGGCUAUGUAAAUUUGAAUUAAAGGACCAAAGCCCUGUAUAGUAUACGACUGUAGCAGCUGACCCUGCGCCAGGUUUAACAGCAAAACUGUCUGUGUUAGUGGGGAAGCAUACUGACUAAACUGACAACUCUUGAGGUUUGGAUGCACUUUGGAGCUAAUCGGGAAACAACCUGAUAAACAUGGAAUGUGCUGAAACAGUGAGUGUGACUUAAUGUGAGGGGACAGCUGAUAAGAAACACUUAACAUCAGUGUGAUCCUUUCAAUUCUGUAAAUUCUCAGAGGAAGAACUAGGAUAGGGAGGAUUUCUGUAUGUUUGAAAGAUCUAAUAAGCGCAUGAACUUUGUAAGAUGAAUGGGGAAAUAAUUUCAUAAUAUCUUUAAAAGCAUUUUAAUGGUAAAUAGUCUCAAGAAUGAUUAACAAUAUGAGAUAUUUGUUUUGCCAAAGCCCAGCAGUUCCUAAGGGAAAAGCCUUUAUUUACCUGCUUUCUAACUUUCCAUUCAAACAAAUAAUAAGGUUUGCUCUCAGGUUUGAAUGAAUCACCCUUUUUUGUUGGUUUGCUCCUAUAUCAAACACAAUCCCAGAAGUGCAAGCAUUAUCGGCUAAACAACACAAUGUAUAUAUCAACCCCUCAUUUCUAAAUAAUAUGAAUGAAUUUCCCAAAAAAAUGUGAUUGAGAUGUAUCAUCUCACUAAGGCCCGUGCAGGUUCUGAAGCAGAUGUGUUCACCCGGAGAGAGUCUGCAUAAUAGGCAUCGUGUGAGAAUGCCAAAGAGCUGGAAAAUAUUUGAGCAAUUCUGAAUGUUUAUUUUGAUUACAGACCUGUUUUUAAGCCCAAGCUGUAUUUUCUGUUAUAGCCGGUCCAGUGGCAGGUGCCAAAAAUUUCUCUUACACUGAACUACUAAAUUAGGCAGGAUUAAAAGCUCAGCAUGACUAAUAUUUAAUAAUAAAAUGUAUGUUUAAGUAUUUAUUGCCUGUUAAGAAUAGAGCAAAGUGGGGAUUUUUUUAUACCCUCUGAUGAGAUCUAUAGCAUUUUACUCUCUGAGUGAAUUCUAUCUUUCAAAGUGUACAAAUAGCUACAAAACCCAACAAUUCUUUCACCAACAUAACAAACCUUAACUUUCAACAAGUGUUCCCUUCAGUAUUCUUUGCAGUCUAUCAUGUUCAACAGGCUUCUCUUAAUUCCCCGUGUAUCUGCGCAUGCCUCACGAGGUGAUUGCCACUCUGUCUGGGUAAAAGGUAAAAUGCCAUGCAUCCUAUUCAGUGACGAUCAAUGUAACCAGGCAUGGAGUCCGAGAUAAGCAGUAAAAGCAUUGUUUCGUUAUUGGAACUAUACCUGCUUAUCGAAAUAUCUUGUACAAUAUGUUUAUAACAACCUUUGGAAUACAAAGGCCUUUUCAUGGCUAAGAUGCAUAUGUAUUUUUCCACAUUAACAUAUGUGCCUUGAUGAAAAAGUGUUUUUGUUAAAGUGGGCACAUUGGAGUAUCAUGGCUGUGGUCUGUUUGUGCUUUAGCAAACCAGUUGGAAGCUUCUGGAAUUCUGGCAGAUGUGGUUAAUGUAUAGACAGUUCGAAGCCAUGUUCACACAGGGAGCUAAAAAAGAAUCAACUCCUGGUCUUACAUAGAAUCACAAACAUACCCCGCCGCAAAGCAGAUUCAUCCAUUUCCUUACCUUUGACAGGCAUAAUCAUCCUAUAAUGGCUUCGAAGAUAAUUCCAGUUUAUUUUCAUAGUUUUGGCCAUCAGUUUAAUUGGUAAUAAUAACACAGAACUCACAGAGGUAAUUGUUGAGAUUUGGAAGAAUCGGCAAGGUGGGAGAAGUCAGAUGGUGCAACAACGGUAAGCAGUCAGAGUAGACAGGUUUAAAGGAUAAGUCUGGCAAUAUUUCAUCAAAUCCCACGAAACCCACAGUAAAUUAAUGCUACUAAUGAGCAUGUGUGUAUAGCCAAAGAUUGAUAGAUCUUAUUCCUCUGUUCCACAGAGCUCCAUUUUUAUCCAAGAGCUGUUGAAAGCACAGCUGGCAUCUUGUAUUAUGAGGGGCACUGUAUUUUAUUUUGUGUAUCACCCCACCUGUGUGGAUUAGUCCCCAACCAAUGUGUUUGUUUGAGUAACAUUUACUAAAAAAAAAAGAAAAUACCCUGCUCAUACACUUGUUGUUAAAGUCGCAGCAGAACAAGCUAAAAACACAACAAUGACAUAUUAUCUAUCACCUUAGUGAGUAGUUGUGGCUGACAUGCCUGUGUAUAGCAGACACAGCAACAUCACAUUUUAUUUGGAAUAAUGUAUCAGCAAACUUCCUUUUCCAUUGUUUUUGGUCUCUGCCAAAUCCUGAGAACGAUGUUCGGCUCCUUUGCUAGCUAGAUGCUUAUUUUGUCUGGUUCUGGACAAGUAGCAUACAAUGGAUAUAUCAUAGCUUUUGCUUUUGUUGUAAACAUUUAUGACCAUUUACAGAUCAACUUUUUGGACUAAUAUUUAAUAUGUUGGUUAAUAUUUGCAGUGGUGGACGACGUACUGUGGUCCCUUACCUAAAUAAAAAUACAGUAGCAAUAACACAGUGUAAAAAUACUACAAGUAAAAGUCCUACAUCCAAAAUGUUACGUAAAGGAUAAGGACAGUCAUUUUCUAUAUGAAUAGUAUUUUAAACACUCCCCAUGCUAAAACCAACAAUGAUUUACCUGUACUCACAGUUCAUUGUGAUUGUAGUUGGUGAUUGUAGUGUCUGUAUGGGAAGUGUUGAAAAAAUUGUUAAUAUAAAAAAUGGCCAACUAAGUUAAAGUAUGACGUAUUAUUAUCAAAACAUACUUAAAGUACUAAAUUACCUAUUAUGCAGAGAAGCACAUUUAACAUUAAUGUAAUGCACGUUAUUGAAUUAUAAUUGCUGAUACAUUAUUGUGUACAUUAUACAUGUUUAAUGUUGCAGCUGGUAAAGGGGGAACUCAUUUAAUCAGGCUUAUAUGCUUAUAAUUUGAAGCACUUUACAUACUGCUGGGUAGCCUGAGGUCAAUAAGGUCUAAUGAUUAGACUAUAACUUUUGUAUUAAUCUGGUCUUGAAGUGUAACUGGUGACUAAAGUUAAAAAUCUGACCUUGUUAAGCACGCCACAGUGUUUCAGUUCCAACAGUUUUGGCGCUUGCCCUUUUGGCUUGACUUCCAAAAAAUAGCUGUUUAAAUAAUCUGGUUAAACCGCUGGCUGGUUUAUCAUCUGGCUGUUCAUUUCCUGCCUCACUGGACUCUGCUGUGCUAAUGU